AUGGACACCGCCGGCAACUUCAUAUACAAUGCGGCUUUGCUAGCCGCCCGGCAGGCUACCGAAACGACCGCGACGCCGACGAGCACCUCCUCUGCAACUUCCACAGCAACCGGCACCGCUCCAGCCAAGGCCGAACGACCGGCUUCAUACAAGAUCAUCGGAAUAUGUCUCGCAGUGGGAAGUGGCUUGUUCAUUGGUGUAUCAUUUGUGGUCAAGAAGAUUGGUCUAUUAAAGGCAAACCAGAAAUACAAUGAGGAGGCAGGCGAAGGAUAUGGCUAUCUCAAGAACCUCUGGUGGUGGCUCGGCAUGACACUCAUGAUUGUGGGAGAGAUAUGCAACUUUGCAGCGUACAUGUUCGUCGACGCCAUCUUGGUCACUCCGCUGGGAGCUCUCUCGGUCGUGGUCACGACCAUUCUGAGCUGGUGGAUCCUGAAAGAGAGACUGAGUUUCGUCGGGUGGGUGAGCUGCUUUCUGUGUAUCAUUGGGAGCGUGGUCAUUGCGCUCAAUGCUCCGGAGCAAAGCGCAGUGAGCAACAUCCAAGGAAUGCAGCACUAUGUCAUCGCGCCGGGCUUUCUGUCGUAUGCCGGGGUGAUCAUACUCGGGUGCGUGGCAAUUGCCUGGUACGUGGCACCACGUUGGGGCAAGAAAAGCAUGAUGGUCUACAUCACGAUCUGCUCGUUGAUCGGAGGACUGAGCGUUGUUGCUACCCAGGGUCUGGGGAGUGCAAUCAUCGCUCAGAUCAAUGGCGAGGCGCAGUUCAAUAAAUGGUUCACAUACGUGCUGCUCGUGUUUGUGAUCUGCACCCUACUGACGGAGAUCAUCUACCUCAACAAAGCGCUCAACCUCUUUAAUGCCGCUCUGGUCACGCCUACAUACUACGUCUUCUUUACGUCCUCCACUAUCAUCACCUCUGCAGUGCUGUUUCGAGGAUUUCAUGGAACAUCCACUCAGAUCAUCAACGUUGUCAUGGGAUUUCUAACAAUCUGUUCCGGGGUUGUGCUGCUUCAGCUUGCCAAAUCGUCAAAGGACGUCCCCGACACCAAAAUCUUCUCUGGAGACCUUGAUCAGAUACGUACGGUUGCUGAGGUGGAAGAGCCAGAAUACGAGCCCAGAGCCGAUGCUGUCAGAGGUGGCGCAGGCAUUCUCCGUGCCUUUAGUGGUGCGCGGCACAAGCGAGAAGCAGAGGAGGCACAUCGUAUACACGACGAGGCGCACAUGGAGACCAUUGGAGAGAACGAGCACUUUGAGUGGGAUGGUGUGCGGCGAAGAAGAACAGUCUCAACUGUGGGCGGCGGUGGGUCGAUCAUUAGGAGGAAGACCGUGCAUCCACCUUUGGGAAUGUCGCAAUUCCCAACGGAUGACGACGAUGUGAGCGAGCCAGAUAGUGAAGUCCAUCCAGGCUUUUUCGGACGCAUUGGUAGAGGAAUCACCCAGCGCAGAAACAGAGGCCAUAGCCCAGUCCCAUUGGAGACCGUGACAGCCGACAAGAUGGACACCGAGGACGAGGCUGUGCGAAGAUCAGCACAUCUGUACGGUCUAGCCCCUGGAUCGCAGAAAGGCCAAUUGGACGAAGUGUAUGAAGAUACUGCGUAUCGCUCUCCAGCGGUGGCAUCUGAUGAAGCUGGCCCAGGACGCGUUCAGUGGGCAGGGGAGGAGCGGCCAAACUCAGCAACAAGCUCACUUGCGCCACCUCGUCCUCCGCCGCAUGCGACUGGAGGAGCACCUACUGCGCGAAGACAGUUCUCUUUCCAGAACGUAUUCUCCAGGAAUCGCAGCGGCAGCGCAGCGGAUGAUGUCCACCGUCCCACAUCUCGCGGCGCACUCUCCUUCGUUAGUAGAGGCGGAAGCUCACGUGGAGGUAACUAUCCCGGCGCUUCAGGACCUGCCACCACCGAGGAGGAAAGGUUAGGACUUGUGCACGGAGACUCCAACAAUGCCAUGAUGCCCGCUCCGCGAGGCACGGACAUUGUCGAGGAGGAAGAGAGGAGCAGCGACGAGUGGGCUGAAGUCCCUCAGCGACGACUCAGCUCCAGCAGUCCCGAGAUGAUCAAUGCUUCUGGUGAUCUUGGGCGAAGAACGAGGGACCCCUACGCUGAUGAACAUGAUGACAAUCUUUACGACGCGCCGCCUCGACUGAGGAGUCCGAGCCCAGGAGAUGACCGCGCAGGGGGAUCGAUUGGAAGCGGUGCUUUUGUUUGA
Ramularia collo-cygni is the source of this 2199-nucleotide messenger RNA. RefSeq names its product related to DUF803 domain membrane protein. Gene Ontology annotation, biological process: magnesium ion transport. Gene Ontology annotation, cellular component: membrane. The record is from RefSeq and is a predicted model, not a curated record. The coding region runs from base 1 to 2199 and encodes 732 amino acids. NCBI's taxonomy places the organism in Eukaryota, Fungi, Ascomycota, Dothideomycetes, Mycosphaerellales, Mycosphaerellaceae. The transcript is spliced from 2 exons. Gene Ontology annotation, molecular function: magnesium ion transmembrane transporter activity.